Molecule: messenger RNA, 1653 nt
Organism: Hyphopichia burtonii NRRL Y-1933
Lineage: Eukaryota; Fungi; Ascomycota; Pichiomycetes; Serinales; Debaryomycetaceae
Gene: ERG5
Product: C-22 sterol desaturase
Exons: 1
Coding region: 1-1653 (550 amino acids)
Biological process (GO): sterol metabolic process
Molecular function (GO): oxidoreductase activity, acting on paired donors, with incorporation or reduction of molecular oxygen; iron ion binding; heme binding
Source: RefSeq, a predicted model, not a curated record
AUGAGCUUUAACGCUUCAUCUUCAUUAGCAGGUGAUGCUAUACCUGCUAAUGUAUCUUCCAUCCCCCAAUUCUAUACCAAAGAAGGGGCCCAAAUUAUAUUGAAUAAUUGUUGGAAUUUUUAUCAAUCAAUGUCUUGGUUACAAUUCUUUUUAACUUUAAUUGUUAUUGGUUUGUCUUAUGAUCAAAUCAUGUAUCAAAUUAGAAAAGGGGUUAUCGCUGGUCCUCGUUUCAAAGUUUGGCCAAUCAUUGGUCCUUUCUUAGAAUCUUUAGAUCCUAAAUUCGAAGAAUAUAAAGCAAAAUGGGACUCUGGUGAAUUAUCUUGUGUUUCUAUCUUUCAUAAAUUUGUGGUUAUUGCUUCUUCUAGAGAUUUAGCAAGAAAAAUUUUGGCUUCUCCAAGAUAUGUUAAACCUUGUGUUGUUGAUGUUGCAAUUAAAAUUUUAAGACCAACUAAUUGGGUCUUUUUAGAUGGUAAAGCUCACACUGAUUACCGUAGAUCUCUUAAUGGUUUAUUCGUUCAAAAAGCUUUGGAAAUUUAUAUCCCAGUUUUAGAAAAAUAUAUGGACCUUUAUUUAGAAAAAUUUACUAAUUACGAUGGUCCAAGAAAAUUCUUCCCAGAAUUUAGAGAAUUAUUAUGUGCUCUUAGUUUAAGAACUUUCUGUGGUGAUCAUAUCACUGAUGAUCAAAUCCAAUUAAUUGCUGAUAACUAUUUUAAAAUUACUGCUGCUUUAGAAUUAGUUAAUUUCCCAAUUAUCAUUCCUUUCACUAAAACUUGGUAUGGUAAAAAAAUUGCUGAUGAAACCAUGAAAAUUUUUGAAGAUUGUGCUGCUAAAUCUAAAGUUUUAAUUAAUGAACAAAAUGGUAAAUCUGGUUGUAUUAUGGAUGAAUGGAUUUCCCUUAUGAAAGAUGCUAAAUUAAAACAUAGUGAAGAUCCUGAAUCAAGAUUAUUAAUUAGAGAAUUCUCUAAUCGUGAAAUUUCGGAAGUUAUUUUCACUUUCCUUUUCGCUUCUCAAGAUGCUUCUUCUUCUUUAGCUUGUUGGUUAUUCCAAAUUGUGGCUGAUCGUCCUGAUGUUGUUGCUAAAGUUAGAGAAGAACAAUUAAGAGUUAGAAAUAAUGAUCCAAAUGUUCCUCUCUCUUUAGAUCUUAUUAAUCAAAUGACUUAUACUAAUGACGUUGUUAAAGAAUCUUUACGUUACCGUCCUCCUGUCUUAAUGGUUCCUUACGUUGUUAAACAACCUUUCCCAGUUACUGAUACUUAUACUGCUCCAAAAGGUGCCAUGCUUAUUCCAACUUUAUAUCCUGCUUUACAUGAUCCAGAAGUUUAUUCUGAUCCUGAUACUUUCAUUCCUGAAAGAUGGGAAAAUGCUACUGGUGAUAUGUAUAAACGUAAUUGGUUGGUUUUUGGAACUGGUCCUCAUGUUUGUUUGGGUAAAAAUUAUGUCUUAAUGACUUUUACUGGUAUGUUGGGUAAAUAUUUAAUGAAUGCUGACUUGGUUCAUCAUCCUACUCCUCUUUCGGAAGAAAUUAAAGUUUUCGCUACUAUUUUCCCUAAAGAUGAUUUAAUCAUGGAAUGGCAUAAGAGAGAUCCUUUACAAGAUGUUAAUCCUGAUGAUAAAAUCUCAAAUGUUUCCACUUCUGUCGAAGCUACUGCAUAA